Molecule: messenger RNA, 2684 nt
Organism: Tripterygium wilfordii
Lineage: Eukaryota; Viridiplantae; Streptophyta; Magnoliopsida; Celastrales; Celastraceae
Exons: 7
Coding region: 380-2479 (699 amino acids)
Molecular function (GO): protein binding
Source: RefSeq, a predicted model, not a curated record
UUUAUUUCUCCUUAGGCCCAAAUAAGUAGGUUGGACCCCACUCACUCAAGCCUAGAAAAAUGCUGAUUAAGGGUGAACUUGGUCUUAUAAACAAGGCAUUGGUGCCCACAUCUUUCCAUGUGGGACUUCGACACAUUUCUUGCUUGGCUAAUGAGAUUCUUAACCCAAACUGUAAAUUUAAGAAUAUGUUUUGGAAAGCUACGAAAGCAAUGCACCAUCAAUGAGCUUAUAUAAACAUGUAACUUGGGCUCUGCCAAAACACAUGUAUGGUUAUUACUGACCCUAAAGUGCUCUUCCAUCUUUGCUUCAAGCCUUGUGCCAUCAAUUGCUGCUUCAGUCUACAAGGAGGAGGCAGAGAAUUUCAAAUCAUAAAGCAUAUAUGGCAACGAAUAUUGCUCCUACAACUAUAGUAAACGAGCUUCUUAGAAAAGAUAACUAUGCAACUUGGAGUGCUUGCAUUAGAAAUUAUCUGUUGGCUCAAGAUCUUUGGGACGUCGUGGAAUCACCCACUAAUCCUCCCCAGCUUGAAGAAGAUGAAGCUUCUUUUAAAAGCUGGAGAAAGAAAAAUGCUGCUGCGUUACAUGUAAUUCAAGUAUCAUGUAGCCCAGAGAUACUUGGCCAUAUUAAGGGCUUUGACUUGGCUAACAGUGCAUGGGAUACUUUGGCCAGCAUGCUUCAACCACGAGUAGAAGUCUAUGAUAUAGCUGCUCAAGAAGCUCAACGCCAACAAUUCCAUCAAUUUCUGCCCUUAAGUAAGGCCAUAGGCAAAGGUGAUUUGAAUGCUGUGAAGGACAUCAUUCGCAGCAAUCCAUAUGUAAAACAUGCUAGAAAUCCAAACAAUGGCAUGACAGCGCUUCAUUUAGCGAUUUAUGCUGGACAUGGGGAGAUUGCCGAGGAGUUGAUGCAGGGAAUGACUACAGGAGAUUUGGAAGUGCAGGAUUCAUCCGGCUACACCUAUCUGUGUUUGGCUGCUCUUACUGGUGAUGUUAAGGUUGCGAAAAGUCUGGUGGAAAAAAAUGGCGGCUUGCUUUACAUUGCAAAUAGUGAAGGAUUUAUUCCACUUGUGAUGGCAUGUGCUAGAUCCCAAAUUGAUGUGACCCAUUAUCUUUACUCUACCACUCCAAUUGAAUUUCUUUUUCCAGAAAAUGGUUUUCAUGGAAAUGAGCUCCUUGUUUAUGCUAUUAUGAGCAAAAUGUUUGAUAUAGCUUUGGAUCUAGUCCUGAUUUGCCCGAGAUUGGUCCUUGCUUCAAGCAGUCCAAGGCACAACACUAUGCUCACUUUGUCCCGCAUUCCUUCGGUAUUCUACAGUAGCAGUCAGCUUGUUUUUUGGCAAAGGUGGAUUUACCCUGUUAUCAGCGUUCAAUCAACUCCUAGUGUUCGUGCAUAUGUUCCUUGGAAUGGCCAUGGUAUGCAGCAACUUCAUGGAUUGGUUUCGCAUUUCUUAGAAUUCAUAGGCAUCAAGCAACUAUAUGAUGCGAAGUUGAUCCAUGUCCAGGUUCUUCAGCUUCUACAGUGCAUGUGUAAACAAGUAUCUAUGUUAUACGGCAAAGAACUUAAAGAUAGGGGUAUUAUUAUUGCAAUCAAUGAAGCUGUAAGGCAAGGGGUAACAGAGAUAAUUGUUGAGAUGAUUAGAGUUUAUCCCGAUAUAAUAGGGGCCAAGACCUCCGAUGCUGAAGAGAUAUUUAUAUCCGCAAUUGUAUAUCGGCAAGAAAAUAUUUUCAACCUUAUAUACGGGCUUGAUUCAAGGAAGUAUUCGGUGUUCACCGGUGUGGAUAGCCUCAAUAAUACUAUGUUGCAUAUGGCGGGAAUGCUAGCACCUUUCUCUCAGCUUACCCGCUUAUCUGGUGCAGCUCUGCAGAUGCAAAGAGAAUUGCAAUGGUUUAAGGAGGUGGAAAGCCUUAUAAGUCCUACCUUCAAAGAAACGAGAAACCAGAAUGGAGAGACACCAAGUGAACUGUUUACUAGGAGCCAUAAACAAUUGUUGACUGAAGGAGAGAAAUGGAUGAAGGACACUGCUACCUCUUUUACAGUUGUAGGCGCACUUAUUAUCACCAUUAUGUUUGCCGCAGCAUUUUCUGUACCUGGUGGUAACAAUCAGGAGAUAGGCCUCCCCAUCUUCAUAAACGAGAAAUCUUUUAAGGUUUUCAUAAUAUCCGAUGCAGUUGCGCUGUUUGCUUCCUCAACUUCAGUGUUAAUGUUUCUUGGUAUCCUGACAUCGCGUGAUUUCCUUGUUUCUUUACCCAGGAAGUUGAUUAUUGGUCUUUCCAGCCUUUUCUUCUCAAUUGCAGCCAUGAUGCUAGCUUUUUGUGCCGCUUUGAUGAUCAUGAUGAAUGGACAAUUGUACCUGGUUGUUCCAAUUAUUUUACUUGCUAGUGUUCCAGUGACCCUCUUUAUAUUGUUGCAAUUUCCUCUCCUUGUUGAGAUUUUCAUUUCCACGUAUGGAUCGAUCUUCAAACGGAAAAUGAAGCGAUGGCUAUGAGUAUUUCUCAUGUUGUAUGAAGCGACGGCUAGAAUUCAUAAUUCCUUUGCACGAGUAUGGUUUUUCUUUUUUUUUUUUUUUUUUUUUUUUACAGAUGUUGGAGAGAGUGAGUGUGUCACUGGAAUCCGUAUUAUUCAUUUGAGUGAUUAUUUUUCUUUUACCGAUUAUGUGGUUAAUAAAUACUUAUCAUAAAUUGUCUUUCCUA